GUCCUCGAGGGACCGCGGCGUCUCCUGGUUUUCAUUCCAGCUCAAGCUCUCAGUUAACUCCACUGGUGGAAUUAUUUGCAUAAUUUGGACGUGUUUGAUAUUGAAGGUGUUUUCCAGCCUCUGAUUUUCAGACAGGCCCGUGAUUGAAGCUGCCCUGCCUGUAGCAGCACGCUGCGCCUAGAGAGAAGUGUUUGAAUGCCUGGUGGAGCGAUGCCUGAGUGAAGGGCCCUGUUGCUUUUCACAGGGUGUGGGCAGGACAGUUUACAAGCUGCUUCUCUCUCUCUCAUUCCCAGGCGGUAUUUCCCGUGGAAUCUCAUUCUCCUCUCUAUCUUCACUGUUAGCAUGGCCUGCAUGCUCGCCUUUAUAUCAAGCUACUACAACACCAAGUCUGUGCUUCUGUGUCUGGGGAUAACGGCCAUGGUGUGCCUCUCUGUCACCAUAUUCAGCUUCCAGACAAAGUUUGACUUCACUUCCUGUCAGGGUGUGCUGUUCGUUCUUAUGAUGGUGCUGUUCUUCAGUGGGAUUGUGAUGGCCAUCGUCCUGCCCUACAAAUAUGUUCCCUGGCUGCACGUUGUCUAUGCGAUUCUGGGGGCGAUCAUUUUCACCAUGUUCCUAGCCUUCGACACUCAAUUGCUGAUGGGAAAUCGACGCUAUGCGAUGAGCCCGGAGGAGUACAUCUUCGGAGCUCUGAACAUCUACCUGGACAUCGUCUAUGUGUUCUCCUUCUUCCUGCAGCUCUUUGGGACCCAGCGGGAGUGAGGGGGCUAGUGCCGCCCCCCUCCUCCACACCAGGAGUGAGGGGCCACCAUCAUUUUUGCCAUUUUUUGGAGUGCUGGUAAACAUCCUCUUUUGCCUCUGUGUGCUUCAGCUGCUUCACCUCCUCUCUGUGCGUCUCCUGCUGUCGUGAGCCUGCAUGGCCACACGCUGCGGAUUUAAAUCUUUGUGUGCAUGCCGGCUGAGCUCUGAGGCCGAGUCGUAGACUAGUAUUUCUUUAACUCCUUCAGCUCACAAACGUAAGAAAUAAUAAACGCUGUUUAAAAUGUAUACACACAUAUACAAAUAAGAAUAAUAAGGGAUGGCUUUGCUUUUAAUAAAACGAUCUUUAAACACCAAGCUAGAAAACACAACUACAGACAUAGCACCAAGCU
Molecule: messenger RNA, 1148 nt
Organism: Polyodon spathula (Mississippi paddlefish)
Lineage: Eukaryota; Metazoa; Chordata; Actinopteri; Acipenseriformes; Polyodontidae
Gene: faim2b
Product: Fas apoptotic inhibitory molecule 2b
Exons: 7
Coding region: 343-759 (138 amino acids)
Biological process (GO): negative regulation of apoptotic signaling pathway
Cellular component (GO): membrane; Golgi apparatus; endoplasmic reticulum
Source: RefSeq, a predicted model, not a curated record